AUGUUCGACCCCCAGCACCGCGCCUCCUCCCGGGUGGCCAGCGGCGCCCGCUUCCCCCGAGGACACGCGUGCCGUCGGCCAACACCUGGCGGGAGGCGGCCUACCUUGGAGCCUGGGGUCAGGCUGUCCUCGCUCCGGCGUCUGUGGUGUCUCUCCUCCUCAGAAGCUCACGGCCGCUCCGAGCCAGCAGCUCCCUCAGGUAGCCGGCGGCGACGCCAGGGACGUCCAAAGCAACGCCGUCACCCACACCUCCGCCCCUGCGCCCGCCCCGGCCCCCUCCCCGGCCCCCUCCCCGGCCCCCGUCGCCCCCCCGGCCCCCUCGGAGGAGCCCUGCCCCCAGUCCCCUCCAGCAGCCCGCCACCUCCACCACUGAGACGCCUGCCUCCCCUGCGCCCCCCCGCCCAGCACCCCCCCAGCACAGGGGGCCGGCGUCGCCGGGCCGCCGGCGAGGACCCGGACGAGAAGAGGCGCAAGUUCCUGGAGCGGAACCGGGCGGCGGCGUCGCGCUGCCGCCAGAAGAGGAAGGUGUGGGUGCAGUCGCUGGAGAAGAAGGCCGAGGACCUCAACUCCAUGAACGGACAGCUGCAGAGUGAAGUCACCCUCCUGAGGAACGAGGUGUCCCAGCUGAAGCAGCUCCUCCUGGCCCAUAAAGAUUGCCCUGUAACCGCCAUGCAGAAGAAAUCUGCCUAUCACACAGCAGAGCGUGAGGACAGCUGUGAGGACAUGUCCAUCCCAGGCAGUCCCCUGGAGGAGGCCAUCCAGCACAGCUCCGUCAGCACCUCCAACGGGGUCAGCUCCUCCUCCCUGACCCCCGGAGGCCCCGCCCCCGCCGCCGAGCAGAGCACAGCGGAGGCCGAGCCACAAGGGGGCGGGGCUCAGUCCCAGCCCUCAGGAAGCUGAUUGGACGCAGCCUCGACACCUCUGCGGUUGGGGGCGGGUGGGGCGUGAGAGGGGAGGAGGGCUCUCCGCCGGCUCCAGACUGCACCUCCUCAUCGUUUGGUUUCCGUUGCGUCCACCUUUAUGUCCUUGAACGCAGCUCAGUUCCCUGAAAACGCAGUGGCCUGAGAGACCUGGGUGAAGAUCCAAGAGGCACUUUAAGUGUAACCGUGUAAAUAUGGUGUCGCAGUGUGAAACACGACGACUGUUUAUGCUUUGUUGAAUUUAUUUAUUGAUGUUUUUACAUGUUAUUUUCGAUCAAUCUAUGUGAUGUUGAAAAAGACCUUAUCAAAGUGUGUUUUGGCUCAACUGACAGAAAUGUUUUUUUGUAUUAUUUUUUGUAAGCAUUACAUCUUUAUGUUGGAAAAAAUAGUAAGAAACGUUCACUUUUAUUUCUGCCUUUUCCAUUUUGCACAUUCUGAGAGAUGAAAGGUUUACCUUUUUAGUGUUUGACUGUUCACAUGUUGAAUACUGGCAGCUUUUAGUAGUAGGUUUGAAUACAACUAUCUCAUGACAAGAACGUCUGUGGCCGAAUCAGAGUUUGAAUUCACAGCUUUUUUUGUGAGCGAGUAGUUUGGCUGUGUCUGCCAGUAGCAUGUGGUUUGAAUGUUUGAAGUCACCUCCACUUGUAAACUAGUCUUAAGGAGGAGCUUGAUAAAAAUUGUCUGGAAUUUAACAAAAAUACAUUCCAUCUGUAGACCGAUUAUUCCUGAAGCAGUGAUUGUAGGAUUGCAGUACGUUUUCCAUAACUUAAACAUGUCAAUGUUAACUAUGUACCAUUAAUGUGUCAAAUUCCUCACAGAUUUAUUUGAUACCAUUCUUAUUGAUGUUUUUUUUUUUUUAUAACACUUCUCUAGUAAUGGUUAUCAUGUACAUAAACGCUUGGUACAUGAAAGAUCAUACUUUUGAAUACGGUUUCUGCUGACGAGGUGACAUUUCUUUCGUGUUAGACUCAGAACCCACUUAAGGAGGCCUGUGUGUAUGCAGUUUCUCCUUCGCAUAGGUGCCAGUGACCGAGAUGACAUAAUUGGGAAACAUUGUAAAUGACAUUGUUAACAUUGUGUGUUAUCUAUCCAGGUGUUCUGCGCAUUGUUUUAAAGACAAGUUUAGAUUGUGUGGUAGAGUCCUAUUAGUAAGCUACCUUUAUGUUAUCCGUAAGACCUUACCAGACCUUAAGAUCCCUGAACAGGCCCGUCCAACCUGUACCUAAGGCCUCGUAAUGCUUCACAUCAUGAUACAAAGAUAAUAGGAGUAGAUCACGUUGCUGCUCCCUCAGUCUAAGAGAAACUAAAUUAGGACGUCUCUUUAAGUUAUACUACCACUUGUAAGCUUUGGGACAUUUAGACCAAGAAGCGUAGGUUGCUCAUCACACCAUUGAAUGGAUUCGCCUUUUCUCUUUGCACUGGCUUACUACUGUGUAGUCUGAAGACAUGCUGCUGUGUCCAAAUCAGCCAUUUCUGUUUCUUUUUGACGUGAUUUCUUUUUUUCUUGUUAUUUGCAUGAGUAAAUGAUUCUCUGAGAGAAUUAAACUGUUACGUAAAUGCUUCAGCCGGAUAAGUAACAUCAGCCAUGUUGUUUUUAAUUGGUUUAGAAGUUUCUGGAAGGUUUUUGUCAUUUGUUUUACCUCGGCUUUUCUGCUUCAAAGGGGUUUGACAUUGUGUUGGUAGUCAACUUGUAACUUGUGAGAAAGUUCUGUAUAAAAUUCCAUGAAUUAGUUGUAAUAAAUCUUUUAAUAUCUC
Hypomesus transpacificus is the source of this 2675-nucleotide messenger RNA. It is a transcript of the gene atf2, whose product is annotated as activating transcription factor 2. Lineage: Eukaryota; Metazoa; Chordata; Actinopteri; Osmeriformes; Osmeridae. The record is from RefSeq and is a predicted model, not a curated record. The coding region runs from base 1 to 900 and encodes 299 amino acids. Gene Ontology annotation, molecular function: DNA-binding transcription factor activity, RNA polymerase II-specific; cAMP response element binding. The transcript is spliced from 5 exons. Gene Ontology annotation, biological process: regulation of transcription by RNA polymerase II.